UUACCUUCUUCAACCCCUUUCACCUCUGAAGCACCACCGACAUCAGAAAACACCCUGUCAAUAUUCCUGCGCAAUUGUUUUCUCCUCCUCCUCCUCCUUCUUUAUAUUAUACAAUUCUUUCUCUUCGAGAAAAUCGACGUUUGUUCCUUUUAUUGAGACUCUUCCUUGUGUUGUCCACCCCAAGGAAGAAGAAGAAGAAGAAGCAGCUUUACGGUGUCAGAUUUCGUUUCUGCUAUUUGGGGCGUCGUUAUUCGUCUUCUUUCUUGCUUUUCAGCGGUAGCAGGUGUGGUGUGGGCCGUUUCUAAUGUCAGUGAAGGUGGCGAUUUCGAAGGCGGCCAAUCAAUGGCAUCCCGCUUUCUCUCCUAUCCUCCAUUGGCGUUUUGGGUUGCUCACAGCUUUGGUUCUCGUUGGAAUGGUCGUGGUAUGGAGUGUUGAUGCCUGCACUAUUAAGAACUUUAUUCAAGCUUGGAGGUCUCGUCAAGAUUUGCCCUUCGUGACUGCUAAGAACACUUAUAGGGAUUCCGGAAAACUAUACCAUAUCCCUAAAAGGCCUGUAGUUAGGGGACAUUCAAGUUGGAUUGCUAGUGAACUUGAACCCAACUUGACUUCUAAUCUUCUUGCCCGAUGGUCAGCUCGUGGAAGAGAGCCUUGCGAAGAUUCGAAGACAGUAGAAAUUGCAAUUCCUAGUCUGGAUGACGGGAAAGUAACAGAGCUUUUGGCUGGGGAUGUUUAUGAGUUUGUCUUUCAAGCAAUGGAUGAUUCUGGAAAACCUCGGUGUUCAGGUGGGGACUACUUCGAGACUGAUCUGUUAGGCGAAUCUUGGAAAUCUCGACCUUUGGUGAAGGAUUUCAACAAUGGUUCCUACUCUAUUUCACUUCAAGUUCAUCCAGAUUUUGAUGGGGUUUACGAUCUCACUAUAAUCCUCCUUUACAGACACUUUGAAGGCCUUAAAAUGACCCCAUGGAGAUUUGCUUAUGAUCGAGUGCUUCGCAAGAUUGCUAUCAGAUUCCACAGAAGCAGUGUUCAAUUACCAGAGCUGCAUGCUUGCAAAGAAUCAGACUUUACUAGGGAUGUCUGGAUUGGAAGGUGGACGAGGCACGCCAAAAAUGAUGACUGCGAAAUAAGUAAUGAUGGUAGGUAUCGAUGCCUAGCACCGGAUUUUCCUUGCAGAGCUCCAUGGUGUAAUGGUUCUUUGGGAACUCUGGAGAGCAAUGGUUGGGUGUACUCAGCACACUGCUCGUUCAAAAUGUUUUCAGCUGAUUCUGCUUGGAAUUGCUUGAAUAAUCGGUGGAUUUUCUUCUGGGGCGAUUCAAAUCACGUUGACACUAUACGCAAUUUGCUCAAUUUCAUUCUUGAUUUGCCUCAGAUACAUUCUGUCCCCAGGAGAUUUGAUAUGAACUUUUCAAACCCAAAAGACCAGUCUCAAACAGUUAGGAUUACAAGCAUCUUCAAUGGCCAUUGGAAUGAGACACAAAACUAUCUAGGACUGGAAUCCCUGCGAGAGGAAGGGUUUCAGAAUUUGCUAAGGAAGUACUUCUCUGAAGAUACAGUCCCAGACACCAUGAUCAUGAACUCUGGCUUGCACGAUGGUGCUCAUUCUCGCACUGUAAGAGCAUUUUCUUUUGAAGCAGAAAACGCAGCCUCGUUCUGGGCAGAUGUUAUGAAGCAAGUGAGGCAGAGAGGUUUGGCAUGGCCAAAGGUCUUUUACAGGGCCACAGUUGCAACUGGUGGACGUGCAAGAACACAAGUAUUCAAUCCUAACAAGAUGGAAGUGUUCAAUCAUAUAUUCUUGGAGAAGCUGAAGCAAGCUGGGGUUGUCUCUGGCGUGAUUGAUAACUUUGACAUCACAUUUCCUUGGCAUUAUAAUAAUCGGUACAGUGAUGGGGUUCACUAUGGAAGGCCUCCGGCGAAGAUGAAGUGGCGAGAUGGUCUCAUAGGGCAUCAUUAUUUUGUGGACCUCAUGUUAGCUCAUGUUCUGCUUAAUGCUAUGUGUGCAAGAUAAGCAUGAAGGUUCGAGUCAUAAGAGAUGGCCAUUUCUUAUUCUUGCCCUACGAGUAUAGAUCCUUAUAAUUAAUUAGGCUUGGCAUUCUUUUUUGUUCAUAGUCUUGUCCGCAAAAUUUCUUCACACAUACGGUUGUUGCACUUGUAGAUUAGCAGAGGAUUUUGA
Molecule: messenger RNA, 2167 nt
Organism: Neltuma alba
Lineage: Eukaryota; Viridiplantae; Streptophyta; Magnoliopsida; Fabales; Fabaceae
Exons: 1
Coding region: 305-2002 (565 amino acids)
Source: RefSeq, a predicted model, not a curated record